AUGACAGAUUUAUUAGAAAGAAGCAUUCACUUGAUCAACAAUUUCGUAAGUCAAUGGACAAAGAAGUACUUAUAUUACACAAGCUAUAUUGAAGAAACUUCCUCAGGACACACUUUCAUGACAGUUUUCUCAUUACCUACUCCAUCAAAUCCCAUUCCUGUUGCAACAGUGAAAGUGUAUUUCUAUAUUCCAGAUCUGACAGAUCCAUCUGAAAGAACAAUGUCAUUCAGAUUUGAAAACGAUUCACUUAUUCAUUUGGUCAAUCGAACUAUUCGAAUUUCAUAAAUGGAAAAAUGGAUUGAAACUAUAUUAGCACGCAAAGAUCGAACUUGUAGAAUCAUGUUUCUAGGAACAGAAUUUGAACAAACUAGAAUUAUUAAUAAGAGAAUGGAUGAAGUAUUAUAUGAAAAAUAACCAGAAUAAGAAAAGGAGAAUUUAGUCGUUCAGCCAGAAUUAUUGGAACACGAUUAAGAAUUAGUAAAUCAAUUCACAAUCACAGAAGAAGAAAAAAUCAGAGAAAUCAAAAUGCUAACUGAACUUCUAUAUUAAUGUUUCAGAUAAAUUGAUAAAGAUGAUAUGGGAGUAAUCUCCUAUGAAGAGGGAGGCUAACUAUUUUAGUUGAUGGGUCUACAUCUAGGUAAACACUAAUUGGAGGACACCCUCAAUAGACUGGAUGUAUCAAGAACAGGAAUUCUGUAAUUCAAAGACAUUUCCUCUUUUGGAAUUGAAACAUUGCAUUCAAUCUAUUGUCAGAAUUAAGCACUUAAGGAAUUGAGAGAGAAGGAAGAGGAAAGCAGAUUCGAAGCAUAAUGGAUGCUCUCAACUGAUCUUAGAAAUGUCUAUAAAAAAAUAGUAGAAUAAUGCAAACUCAAGGAUGAGGAUGAGAUUCAUUCUAUUCCUUCCAAUGUUUUCCAAUAAAUUCUAGAAGAAUAAUAAUUCUUUACGGAAGAUGAAAUCAAAUAAAUCAUGGAAAUUAUUGGGGAUAAGGCUGUGGAGUAUGAGACUAGUGAUAAAGUGUUAGAGGAAACUAUCUUUGAGAAUUUAGUCAAAGGGUUAUUGGAAGCUUAGAAGAGUAAAAUGGAAGUGUUUUUACUUGAACAUUUUAGAAGAUAAGACAAAGAUAAUACUGGAUUUAUUAAGAUCAAUGAAUUAAUGAUUGCUUUGAAGAGUUGUGAGAAAAUUAAAUUAUCAAAAGUUCAAUUGUACUCGUUACAAAGUUACAUCAAAAGAAAUGAUAAGGAUCUUGUAAAUUACAAAUAGGAAACUAGAAAGAUUGGGGCUAUUAUUAAAAAGUUCUUCAAUGUCGAUUUAAUGGAGUAGAGGUCACGCUUGCCUCAACAUACAAAAAUUGAUGCAUACAUUCCAUUAAAAACACCUGAGUAAAUACAAGAGCAAAUUAAAAAGGUUGGAUCAUGA
Molecule: messenger RNA, 1416 nt
Organism: Paramecium tetraurelia
Lineage: Eukaryota; Ciliophora; Oligohymenophorea; Peniculida; Parameciidae
Exons: 6
Molecular function (GO): calcium ion binding
Source: RefSeq, a predicted model, not a curated record